CAGCUUGGCAUGAUGGGUAAUUUUCACCUUUUAGGACUGGCACUAGUUCUCAAAUUUUUGGCGCCGAAGAAUGUCUGUUUUAUUCAGUUUUGCGAACGAUUCAAACUAUGUGAACAAAUUACGCUGAAUUUGCUACUCGAUUCUUUUAAAAUCCACUGUUUGUCAUUUGACGCAACUGUUAAGUCUGUGAGGGUUCAUCCGUGGCCUUAAAAGAGCGUUAUUUUGCUCAUUGAACUUAGUUAUGGCUUCAGCCGGACCACCGCUUCGUUCACAUCCAAGUUCAGAACUUGAUUAUUUUGAUAUCGACGAUAUAAUAGCUACACAAGGACGAAUUCCUUCUAAAUUAGAAGCACAGAUUUACAAUCUGGGCUUCUUAGAUCCCAGCUCAGAAGGAAACGAUCUGCAAGCUGGCGCAAAACUCGAACUGCCUCUUUGGCUGGCAAAAGAGCUCUGCAACAGAAGAAGAAAGAUAGUCACAGUGGACAUUCCGAAAGCUUACAAAGAUAGCUACAGGGAGAUAUUUAAGGCUGAUGCAAGUGUUGUGGAUCUUCAUCGACUAGGACCUUACUUCUACGAGUUUGGGACGAAGUUGCUUCAUUUUGAUUUCGAAGAAAAUUCCCAAAUGGCUUCUUCCAUGCAAGAGGUAUGUUUUUGGUGAAGGAAUUUGGAUGGCGGGGUGGGGUGGGGUGGUAAUAACUAUUUUCGUCAUGUGUGGGUGGGGAAUGUUUAAAGUCGAGACCCCCGGGUCAAAUGUUUUUUCAGUCGAAGGAUGUCCACUAGGCUCCAUUUCCAGUCCCUGUUCUAGAAACAAGCCCACACUCCUCCCCCGAACUGAAACCGAGCCUAGGUGUUCACCCCCAAUUAGAAUAUCUGGUUGUUGUUGUUCACAGGAUUACAAUGUUGCAUUAAGGUGGCUCAAAACAGUUUCCAGCACUUAGGUUUUGA
Orbicella faveolata is the source of this 945-nucleotide messenger RNA. RefSeq names its product DNA replication complex GINS protein PSF3-like. Gene Ontology annotation, biological process: mitotic DNA replication initiation. NCBI's taxonomy places the organism in Eukaryota, Metazoa, Cnidaria, Anthozoa, Scleractinia, Merulinidae. Gene Ontology annotation, cellular component: GINS complex. The record is from RefSeq and is a predicted model, not a curated record.